CUUCUAAAUCGUCCACCUUGCUGCGAAGUUCGCUGCCUUCUUUUAGAAAGCUUCCAGCGCAGCGUGGCCAUGUAUCUCUCACAUGUCAUCAGCUUGACUAUUCUGCUACUCAUAACACUUGCGCAGUCCAAGCCGCUGACCAUGUUCGGCUACGGCUACGGCGGCGGGGACCAUUUUCGGCAUCAGUCGGGCAUGGGCAUGGAAUUCUAUGCACCCGAAGAUCGAGGCUGUGCCAUGUGCCGCAAUGGCGAGAACUGCUCAAUAGCUGUACACAACCAAUCGGCUGGUGUCUUCUGUGGCGACGUACUGAGCACGUUUCAGCCGUGCUGCUGUGCGUACCGGAACGAAUGCAUGACCUCCAUCUUCUCGGACUCGUGCGAGUGCUUUGACGGCGCACGGGAAGAACAGAUCAUGACCACGCGGUUCUAUCUAUUCGUGGGACUCUCUCUUAUCGCUUGGGGUCUGCUGGCCUACGACAAGAUGUGUGCAGGGCCUUACAAGGUCAUGAACAGCAACCACCAGAUACUGGCCAAUUCUCCAUCGGCAGCAAGAGCAAGAGGCGAGGAGAGUGUUGUGGAUACAGUGGACAGCGACUCGGAGGAAGAACAGAGAACAAGGGGUCAGAGUACUGAUGUUGUAGCUGCCUCUGCAGUAGCUGUAGAAGUUGCGGAAGCCGAAACUGAAGUUUGCGAUGACAUGGUGCCAUUGCGACCGCAAUCGUCUUCUGCAGCGACAACGGAGAGUAUUGAUGCUGAAGCUGACUCAGUUAACGAGCCACAGCCUAGUAGCCAGAGGCCACACAAAGGAACUUCGAUUCAGACCGUUUAA
This is a messenger RNA of Phytophthora infestans T30-4, 828 nucleotides long. RefSeq lists its product as uncharacterized. The transcript has a single exon. The coding region runs from base 193 to 828 and encodes 211 amino acids. The record is from RefSeq and is a predicted model, not a curated record. Lineage: Eukaryota; Oomycota; Peronosporomycetes; Peronosporales; Peronosporaceae.